UUCGCGCMRAAAGUGAGCCUGCUAUAUUCUACAGCGGUCUUCCGUUUCCAAGCAAACUUCRCGAAUCAUCAACAAUGGCUGAAACGUCGAAAAAGAUAAAAAACAUUCUAUUCUAUUGGUGAUAGCUCACAAAAAAUAUUAGAUAUCCAUAAUGUUUAAGCUAGGAAUGUUAAAUAAGGACGAGGCGAGGAAAAUCUUGGAGAGUGCAAAUCUACCAGGCACCGUUGAUAACAAUAUCAAAUAUUCCAUGUACACAAGUACAGAAAGAAUGAAAAUCAUCAGGGAAUGCAAAAAUACCAAUGACAGGACUGUUGCUGCAGCAAUAGAGAUACAGCGCCACUGGAGAGGUCAUCAUGUAAGAUCUAAAUUAAAAGAUAUAUUAAAUCCCAAGCAUACAUCAGUGGUGCAUAUUACAAGGGAUUCUAGUGUUGUUAGUACACCAUGGACACCUGGAAAUACUGAGGAUCUGAUGCAUAUCAGGGCAAAAUAUGACAGAUAUGUGAAUAGACGCAAAGGCAAUCUCAAUCUUAUGAGCUUUAGUGAAUUCUGUGCAUAUGUUAUUCAACGUUGGUGGAGAAAGAUAUCAGGAAGACCGCCCAAAGAAAUCUCAGUGUACCCAAGUGCACCCCCUCCAACCACAAAUGGCGAGCCCAGCCCUGUACCACCAUUACAAACACCUGUAGAAUCACCAAUCUCUGGAGAAGACAGUAGGGUUACAUCAAGCAAGACAAGAGAUUCACUAUUGAUGAUUGAUAGGAAUGAAGCUGCUAAAGUUAUUCAAAGGUCUUGGCGUAAACAUAUCGAUACUCAAGUCUACAGGUAUUACAAAGAUUUAAUUAACUUUAAAACAAGAGGUGACCCAGCACUGAUGUUGAGAUGUAUUAAUCCAAGAGAAGCAGACAUCCUUGACUCUGCAGCUGGUGUCCACAUCAAGUUUAGAUUAGCAGGGGAAAGGUUUCCACCCAAUAUAUACUACAAGAUAUUCACCCAUAGAAACAUAGCUGAUAUUGGUGCAUUUGCACCUCGUGAUUAUACACAUGCUGACAAUAAACAGCURCCUGUCAGUCUUGUUCACAACAAAGCGACCAAGAUAACUAAAGGUGUAGUAUACUGUUACAAGCGAUGGGAAAACAAUGGCUGGAGACUAGUGUCAGACAGGGUUGUUCAGAAACUAGACCAAGAUCCAGUUGUAUUUGAAUCCGCACAGAAAACAGCAGCUUUUCACCACAAUAAGGUUAUUCGUAAACAAGAUCUCGAGAAGAAGAGAAAACAAAAGAAAAUUGAAUGGAUGAAGAAAAUGUACAAACAAGGUAUGUUACAAGCCAAACAGGAGCAAGAUUCAGAAACUCARAAUAUCAUUGAGACUGUUGCCCAGGGAAUGGUUAACGCUGCUGACGCACGGGGGAGUGAGGCCGUGGAAGACUGGGAGGUAGAUGAGCUUCUUGAAUGGACAAAUGGGCUCAAUUUUGAUCAAUAUCUUGUCGACUGGAAAGAGUUUGCUACUAGUGCUGGAUCGGAGUAUUUGUCUCAGCUCCGGUUUAUACCCGACGAUCCAUACUCGUUCAAUAUCGGUGCCGAGCAGGCUUGCCAGUGAUUAUUGAUCAUUACUAUACAUUGUAUAAUAUAUUUAGUUAGGAUUURGGUUUUAAUGUGUGAAUAUUUUGUGUGGUCAUUUGUGAACUAUUAUAAUUUGUAAAUAUUGACAGAAUUUUGUAAUAAAAUAAAUUUUAGACAUAUAACUAA
Molecule: messenger RNA, 1743 nt
Organism: Exaiptasia diaphana
Lineage: Eukaryota; Metazoa; Cnidaria; Anthozoa; Actiniaria; Aiptasiidae
Exons: 15
Coding region: 152-1594 (480 amino acids)
Molecular function (GO): protein binding
Source: RefSeq, a predicted model, not a curated record